This is a messenger RNA of Amoebophrya sp. A120, 4699 nucleotides long. The record is from the annotation of a GenBank genome assembly. NCBI's taxonomy places the organism in Eukaryota, Dinophyceae, Syndiniales, Amoebophryaceae.
AGGACCCCAGUAGUAGCAGUAUUCAUGAAUGAUUUUUGUUGACAAGGAGGCCCUGGUUGGUUUCCGGUGGUGUGCCAGUGUUGUAGCUAUCCCUACAACUGGAGUUGUUUAACGGUGUUUUCGAAGCAAAAUUACGUCGAUGGGUUUAGGGUUUCUGGGUUACGGUUUUUUAGCUCUCAUAUUAUCUGUAGAUAGAUAUGGACACACGAUACAGAUGACGCGCCCAGAAAGUAGCCUCUUAAUACCGUCACACUUGUAUAAAUGUGAAUAUUUUUACGCCGAUCAGCAAAAGAAGCAUACGACCACGCGGACUGUGACACGCUAAUGCUACCAACACCAAACUUUAGUGGCGACAGGGACAGCACGAGCGCACGACAUUCACAUUCUUUCAUGUUGAACUAGCGUAAUUUCACUUUUUGUUGCCUCCUUGGUCCUCCUUGCCGCGUCUUCGAGAAGAACUGAAAUACGAGCAGUGCUACAGAGAAGGCUACAACUAAGUACCCUGGCCUAGGCUAGUGCUAGAGAGAGAGAGAAUUGCUCACACCAUAUCUGCUGGCAGCACAGCGAAAAUGGACGUGGAACUGGCGGACCAGGAGGUGCUGGUAGUGGGGGACGGCGACUUGUCGUUUUCCUGCUCCUUCGCGCUGCACAUCAACGACAUCAAGCAGCUGACCGCCACCGUGUACGAAAAGGAGGACGAGUUUCGGCGGCGAUACGGGGAGAUGAGCGAGACCGCGGGGCUGGUCAACCUGAAAACUCUGGAGAUGUACGGCUGCAACCUGCUAUUCGGCGUGGACGCGACCAACAUCUACGACAGCCUGGUCAAGUCCGGGGUGAUCCCGGCGGGGUCCUGGGAGUUCAAGAAGUACGACUGCGUGCUGUGGAACUUUCCGUACCCCAUCGAGUGGCGCGCGUGGAACGUGAAGGAAAAGUCCACCGCCCUGCUGCGGAACUUUUUCGCGUCCGCCCGCCACUUCGUGAAGGCAGAGGGGCACCUGCGGAUCGCCCUGCUGAUGAACCAGUACGAUAACUGGCGGAUCGAGGAGAGCUCCCUGGCCGCGGGGCUCCGGUUGGAGAGGAUGGAGAAGUUCGAGAAGGGGAAGUACAAGUACUACUGCAACCGGUACGGGGACGACCGGGAGCAGACCGUGCAAAAGUCCGCCGACUACAUCGACCGAGGCAACCCGCACUACUUCAUCUUUCGCCACGCGGCUUACGUGGCCCGUAAGGAGAAGGAGAAACUGAUGGAACGGGAGCUGCAAAAGCGCCAGCUGGAAUGGCACGUACACCAGAAGAAAAUGGCGUUCCUCAAAGAACAGCAGAUGCAGCGGACCACAUCGUCAAGGGCCUGGCCCGUCAAUGGUGGAACAACAACUACAGGCGGUGCCGCACCGAGCAGUACUUCUACUAGUACUACCCUGGAACUUAUCAACAACCUGACAUCAGCAACGGGCACAACGACCUCGAACCGCCAGGGAGGUGGGCGUGGGGGUGGUGUGACGCUUGCUAGCAUCAACUUCGGAGCUGCUCCAGUGGUCUCGGGGACUUCUACUUCCAGCGCUUCUGCGGCUAGGCAGGACGGGUUUUCCUUUGGAUCCCUCGUUGGAGGCAUCGGGAGAACGACUCCCCGCGGUGCAGCGACCAACUCAACAUUGAAUCCACUGCCUACGAAACAGAUCGUUACCACCUCGAACAGUAGUGUGGUGAAUCGCCCACCGGCUGCUGCGACAAACCAGCAGAGCCUCCUGGAAAAGGUGUAUCCACCGCAAGCAGCUGCUCUUGCAAGCACAACUGCAGCGGUCGCUGCCCGUGCGCAACCACAGGCUAGUACGAUGAAUUUUUCUCCGCCGACUUCUCCGGUCUUGCCCAUUCCUCCGCCAAACACGCACUCGGCUCCUGGUGCAGCUUCUAGUGCUGCAACUUCUACUGGUGGUGUCAACAAUCACAAUAAGUUGCUGCUGCAACAGCAGCUCCCGACCGAGCGAGAGCUGCUGUUGUUGCAGCAGCAGAAGAGGCAGCAAGUACAGACACAGCAGCAGGCUGCGGCCACCGCUGCCGCGGCUCCUGUUCUUGCACCAGGUGGGUCCGCCUCGGUGGAGCAAACCACUGCGCCCGUCGCUGCAGGGACAACUUCUACAGGCCCGGCGAACGGGAUGAGCCGCGUGAAAGCGCCCGGUGCCUCGUACCCGGGCCACCUGAUGCGGGACCAGGACGGCAACGUGACGCUGAUCUUGAACGGAACCCGGCCGUGGACGUUGAGGGGGUUCCGUACGCGCUGUCCCGACGUGAAAGCGAUGGAAUUGAAACAGCAUACUGACGGCUACUUCUACUACAGAGAUGGUAAGAAGUUCUUGUGCGCAUCCAUUUAUAAGAAAGAAGUAUCGUGGCUGCAAUUGUGCAUGGCUUCCUAUUGCUCCUUUUGCUCGUGAUUUAGAUGAUAUAGAUAUUGCUUGUAAGUGGAAUUUCAUUGCAUUUGCGCUUGCGGCUCCCUGGAGGUCGGAAACCUCUACCUGGUUUUGAACGUGUGACGUGACUGCGGUCUUGUUUCCACAAGCACUCCUUUUCUGUUGGAAUAAGUACGAACAUUGAUGAUUUUCUACGAAACUUCAGGCCACGUGGUGCACUUGACGGAGAAGGAGCGCGAGAUGAUUGUCCGUGCGAAGCAGCAGAUCGGAGAAGGGACGCCCGCGGCAAAAGCGCCCCCGGCGGCGCCACCCGCAUCGGUCCUUCUCGGCUCGUCUGCGAGUGCGAAUGACGGAAAUGCGGCUUCCACCGUUGUUGACCUAGCACCUGAUGGCAAUGGGAAUGCAGAAUCUGCUCCGGCGGGUGGCAGCGCCAGUCGCUUGUGGACCACUUUGUCGACUGCCGCUGCCGGCGAUAAUUCUACUUCGGGCGUGCGUGCGAAAAUCCGCAGUGCGGGAGCAAAUGUCGGCACUGUAGUGCCCACCCACGCCACCGCCGCGUCAUCUGAUCGCAAUGUUGUCCCCGCUGCGACCUCUGUUCCUAGUGGCGAUGUUGUUAUUUCCAGCUCCACGACUGCCUACCAGCUGCAGCUCUCGACCCCAAACCAGGCAACUGCGAAGGCCGCAGUCCCGGCAGCCCCCGUGGCUAGCGCGCUCGCCGGCGCGGGUGGUGCCUCUGAAACCACUGCCAGUGCGAUCCCCAAGAAGAGGACGCUUGCAGAAGUGAAUGCCUUGCAGCAAAAACAGAAAAUAUUGCUGGUAAAUAGGAAAAAAGGAGAAUACAAAGCAACAUCGGCCUCGGCAGGUUUAGGUGCCGCUUCGUCGAGCAGUGCCAAGGCAGCAUCUCUGCAGGCGGUUCGAAAGAGCAACGACAAGGUCGCGCCAGCUUCCGCGUCAACAACAUCACAGACUAAAGCAACAUUGAGGAUCCAACCCGAUGGGUCGCUCACGCGCGUAAUCGGCAAGUCCUCUAGUCCUGCGCCACCUGCAGGAGCUGUGGCACUUUUGUCUGAUGUUGCCAAUAAGGGCAAUACCACAACACGAACAUCAGUGCAAGAAACAAGAGUCCUGCCCCCGCCCUCCGUCGGUGCGGCAGUGCAAAGAGUCCUGCCGCCUCCCGCGGUCAGCAGCAGCACGGGCUUGCAAGACAAAACACGGGAAAGAAGCAGCAACACCCGGAAUGAUGGUACGAAUCUGCACACGACCAACACUGAAACCGAGAGUCCCCGCGCCGGUGCGCGAGGAGGCAGAGAUCAUGCUCCUACGCGACCACUUUCUACCCGCGCUGCUGCAGAUAGCAAGGCUUCCGCUAAAGUGACGCCCACAUCAUCGUCCUCCCUCGUCAACAAAGACGUGCCUCCGCAACAGCGGGGCGCUAGAGGUGCGGUUGUUGCUCCCGCUGCUGAUGUAGUGCCGGCAAAGGCGAAGGCCGUAGCGUCAAGCUUGUUGCCUACAGCAGUAGCGGGUAGCGACGAGGACGUGGGCGAGAAGGAGGCCAAGCGUCGGAAGUUGCUCAUCCAGCGCGCGCAAAGAAGGCACCCCGCGCGGAACGCAGUCCCAGCGCAGGCUGGUGGACAAACUGAUAGCACUUCCGAUCCAACACGUAGCGCAACCCUGCUACGGCAGAACGACGAUGAGAACAAAAGGCAUGUUGAACAGCAGAUCGUUGAUCGUCACGCUUCGAGAAAAAUCUACAGCGAACAGCCCACCUCCACGUCGCACGCGGCCGAGCAUCAGAGCAAUAACCCCUUCCACGGAGAGGAUGCUUGGGCGUCGACGGAUUUUCACCCUGGCGACUACAACGACACGACCGGCGAGGCGGAGGCGAAGACGGCUGCUUCAGGUAUCACGGAAGUGUGAUGAUUGUGCUUGAUUCAUGUUCUUGACAAAGACAUCAACAAAGGCUCAACAAGAUAGCAGGUCGGAGGUACCUGCUCGUCCAAGCGCGCGGCGCGUUCAGAUGAUGGCCACUCGCAUAUUACUAUAUGUAUCCAUCCGCUGUGCUUCUGGAUCUGGCUCUGUGGUGCUGAAGAAAAUGUUUGAUGUAUCCUAUCCCCGCCUUAAGACCAGAGAGAUGAUCAUCAGAGCACACGCGCACAAAUGACUGCUCAAAUUCUCCAGGUACAACAGCCGCAGCAGUACUAACAGACGAGGCAGCGGCGCGAGCAGAACGCACCUCAAAACUGAUUGCGCUCGCUAAAAAAGUACAGAACGGCGGGAACAGAACUCAGAAGUGA